Fonsecaea multimorphosa CBS 102226 is the source of this 1509-nucleotide messenger RNA. RefSeq lists its product as uncharacterized. Gene Ontology annotation, molecular function: hydrolase activity, acting on ester bonds. The record is from RefSeq and is a predicted model, not a curated record. Bases 1 to 1509 code for a protein of 502 amino acids. NCBI's taxonomy places the organism in Eukaryota, Fungi, Ascomycota, Eurotiomycetes, Chaetothyriales, Herpotrichiellaceae. The transcript has 2 exons.
AUGCAUGUCCUCCAGCAUACGGUGGUGUCUCUCGCCGCCCUCGCCGGCGUCGCUUGGGGUUACGAGUACGAGACCGAGUGUGGCCCCAUGGACGGCCACAUGUUCGCUGCGCUCGGAGCCUUGGGCAAGACUCCAGCUCAGUUACGGUUCCCCGGGUCUAUCCCCUACCCAGACAAACCCGCAGGGGUUGACAGCAUCCCCGGCAUCGAGCACAUUGUUUGGCUCAUGAUGGAGAACCACUCGUGGGAUAACAUCUUCGGCCUACUUAACCGGACCGGCCAGGACGGAUUUCCUCUCGACAGCUCCACUGGCGAGCCCAUUACGCUGGUGCCUCAAAAGUACAACAACGGGUCCGUCCAGCUGCUUUACGAGAUGCCCAACUCCUGCGGUGGCAAGACAAACAAUCCGUCUCAGAACUGGCAGUCGUCACACCAGCAGUACAACAAUGGAAGCAUGGAUGGAUUUGCGGUGGGAGGAGAGCAAGACAAGCCGCAGUCCUUUGGCUACUUUACUCCCCGCCAUUUGCCCUUCAUGCACAGCCUCGGCGAAGUGUUUGCUUUGAAUGAUCGGUUCUUUUGUUCCCUCCUGGGACAGACCUGGCCGAAUCGGAUGUAUGCCUUGGGUGCAUCUUCUAGAGGUGUGAUUGCCACGGGCCAAACUGACGCUGUGGCUGCCGCGACGUGGCCGAAUGGAAACAUAUUCACCACCCUCGACGCCUAUAACAUUUCCUGGACUAACUACAACAACUCGACCGACACCUCAACUCUCAGGCUCUUCCCGAACAUCACCAGUGGCCUGGCGGCAGCCAACUUCCGCGACUUCCCCUACUCCUUCCUGUCGGACGUCCAACAAGGGAACCUGUCGGCCUUCACUUUCCUCGACUACAACGGUUCCGUCCAAUCCAUGGAGAACCCGGAGAACGUCGUCUUGGGCGACCAACUCAUGUACGACGUCGUCACGUCCCUCAUGAGCGGUCCCAAAUGGAACCAAACGCUCUUGAUCAUCAACUUUGAUGAACACGGCGGGUAUUACGACCACGUUCCCCCGGUCCCGGCCAUCGCGCCCGACGACGUCCUGCCUGUCAUCCCCGCCGCCGACGCCGCCAAUGGAUACUACCAAUACAGCCAGUAUCGCAAAACCGGCUUCCGCGUCCCCUUGAUCAUGGUAUCCCCUUACGCCAAGAAAGACUAUAUAAGCCACGUCGUGCACGACCAGACGUCGGUGCUGUCCCUGCUGGAACACAAAUACAACCUGCCGGCGCUGUCGUGUCGCGACGCCAAUGCGAAUAACUUCUACGACAUGAUCGACUUUGACGCGCUCGAGAGCCAGAUUCCGAACUUUCCAGACCUCGAGUCGGUGAACUUGGCCCCGCCGUCGGAUGAUCCGCUCUUGCUGGCUUGCACGACGGAUAACCCGGGCGUGCUCCCUGCACCGGGCAGUGUGGUGUUUAGCGCGACGAAUGGGACAGGACUAGGGCCGGAUUUUAGUCCCAAGUGCGAUGUUGUAUAG